Lachnellula hyalina is the source of this 345-nucleotide messenger RNA. RefSeq lists its product as uncharacterized. The transcript is spliced from 3 exons. Bases 1 to 345 code for a protein of 114 amino acids. The record is from RefSeq and is a predicted model, not a curated record. Gene Ontology annotation, molecular function: nucleic acid binding; RNA-DNA hybrid ribonuclease activity. NCBI's taxonomy places the organism in Eukaryota, Fungi, Ascomycota, Leotiomycetes, Helotiales, Lachnaceae.
AUGCCUAAAAGCACUGGAAUUGGAGUGGGACUAGCGGGCUACAAAUGCGCUAGUCCCUACCAAAUCGUCUAUAAUAGAGAGCUAGAAGGCAUUGCCCUAGCAUUCGAAGAUGCGACGAGACUAGGCCCAAAUAGGGACAUUCGGCUACGCGCUAUUGCAGCCGCUACUAAAAUAGCCCAAAACGGAUCCACGCUAGCAAUAGAGUGGGUCCCCGGACACCAAGACAUCAAAGGAAAUGAAGAGGCGGAUAGACUGGCCAAAUUAGGGUCCAAAUCACUUCCGACCACCCAGACCGCCCUGACUGCCUAUAUAAGCUAUGCCUAUAUAGGCAUAAAAAUCAACUAA